Messenger RNA from Coffea arabica (coffee), 870 nucleotides. The record is from RefSeq and is a predicted model, not a curated record. NCBI's taxonomy places the organism in Eukaryota, Viridiplantae, Streptophyta, Magnoliopsida, Gentianales, Rubiaceae.
AUGAGGUUGAUGGGGGAGUUUAUGAUGAACACGAUCAUCUUCCAUCUACUGCUGGAGGAGCUGGACUUAGGUGUGAGCGUGAGAGAAACUGAAAAUGAAGUCGACGACUACCAGUAUUUCUUUGCAGCACAAGAUUAUGACAUUAUUGUUCCGGAAGUUAUGGAGCAGAUACUGGCUGAGGCCGCUCAAUCAGGUGACAUAAACGCCUUAUAUGAUUUACUCCGGCAGGAUCCAACCCUUUUGGAUAAAUAUGUUGAGCCAUCAUUUGUGGAUACGCCUGCACACAUAGCAGCAGCUGCUGGCUCCACCCGUUUUGCCAUUGAAGUCCUAAGGUUAAAGCCACCAUUCCGCACGAAGCUCAACCCGGACGGGUAUGGUCCACUGGACUUGGCACUGCGAAGUGGGAAAACUGGAACAGUAAUACGGCUGGUUAAGCAUGAUCCUGAGCUCAUUCGCGUCAAAGGAAGGGAGGGGUUUACGCCUUUGCACUAUGUAGCUGAAGUGGGCGAUGCUGAGCUUUUGGCUGAAUUUCUAGAGGCAUGCCCGGAGUCCACUCAAGAUUUGACUAAUGGAGGAGAAACGGCUGUUCAUAUUGCUGUGAGAAAUAUGAAUGUCAGAGCUUUACAGGUGCUCCUGAGUUGGGUCAAGAGAAAUAAUAAGGAACACAUCUUGACCUGGACAGAUGAGAAUGGAGAUACUGCCUUGCAUAUUGCAGCCUCUACAAACAACUUUGAGGCUGUCAGGUUGCUAAUCAAAAAGGUGAGAAUAAAUGAGAAGAAUUUAGAAGGUUUCACAUGUCUUGAUACUUUCAUGGGACUGCCAAUCACAGGUGAUGAGAGGAUUGCCAAAAUUUUAAGUAAUGCAGGAUAA